UUUUCAUAUUGCAGCAGCCCAUCAGCAAACAUGCCUUUUCCACCUAUUCAGCAGCAGCAGCACCAGCAGCAGCAGCAGCAGGUCCCCGGGGUUCCGACACCUCCUACUGUCGGUGCUACUGCUCCCCGGGAGCUGCCAAAGAAGCCUGCAACCCAGAGGAAGACCGCUGUGCAUGCCCCUCCGGUCCCAGGUUCCCUGGCACACGCAGCUGGAGGUGAAAAGAAGAAACGGCCCUCUGAAAAGCCAGAGAUGCUCCUCUCCAGCUCUUGGCCAUCGGCAACACUGAAGAGACAACUGGCUAGGAGAACCCCAGGCCCGGCAGCCAGCAGGACUCAGCCACAGCCCCCACUGCGCCCCACUCAGCAACCCUUAGCUCCUGCCACUGCGACCACCUCCCCACCAACCCGCCCGCUGCUCCCUGCCACCUGCACCGUGCCUGGGUUGGCCCACUCCUGUGAGAGCCUGGCAGCUGGUGGCUCCUCUGUGCCAGGGCCAGGGGCUGGCACCAGCAGUGGGGAGGAGGAGGCUGUGAGAUUCUCUUUGAGCCUGACCCCUGAGGCAAUUUUGGUGAUCCAGAGGCGCAACCUGGAGAAGCAGUUGCUAGCCCGGCAACGCAGACCUUUCCCUUCGCCAGCUGCAGACACCAAACGCCUCUUAUCUUCUUGCCCCCGGAGCAAAGCUGGAGCCGUGGGUACCACCUCAGGCCAACGUAAGGGCAUUGCCAUUAGCGGCGCCGGUAGCACCCCGGUUGGUGGCUUUGGCAGCACUAGCCGCCGCCCCACACAGUCCCAACCCCAACUUCUUUCUGGUGCCAUGCAACCCCUAUCCACCGCCUCCAGAGGAGGGCACCUGGGGAGUGGAGACUUACGGACCUUGCUGAAGAUCUCUCUCCUGAAUGAGCACCACAAGUAUGAUGAUGUUGAGUACGAGGAGGAGGCUGAGGCAGUGGAUGAGGGCCUGGUGAGGAAGUGUACUGAAUGGUUACGGGGUGUGGAGAAUGCUGCAGCCACCAGAGACAGGGCUGAGAAGUUGGAGACCCUGCCCCACCUGGGCACCCUCUGAGGCACUAGCAGGAGAUAGAUGCUCCACCCUACCCCUACGUCCCUGUUGUUGAAUAAGUGUGGAAUCUGAGGGUUAAAGCCCCCAGGUAUGCCUCACUAGGACUGAAACUUCUCUAGCCCGGUGUUGGUCCUAAUCCUGCGGCCCCAUUACCGGACCUCUUACUAUUCACACACCAUGCACACAUUUCCCCCAGCCCACCGUGGCAGCAGUAGCAAUACUCUGCCCACUUGUUUCUCCAGACAUAGAUUUAUUCCCUUUCCUUCAUCUUUUGAGUAUCUGGUCC
Trichosurus vulpecula (common brushtail) is the source of this 1345-nucleotide messenger RNA. It is a transcript of the gene PRR18, whose product is annotated as proline rich 18. The transcript has a single exon. The record is from RefSeq and is a predicted model, not a curated record. The coding region runs from base 31 to 1062 and encodes 343 amino acids. Lineage: Eukaryota; Metazoa; Chordata; Mammalia; Diprotodontia; Phalangeridae.